Messenger RNA from Lycium ferocissimum, 1275 nucleotides. Its product is annotated as zinc finger CCCH domain-containing protein 47-like. Bases 30 to 1007 code for a protein of 325 amino acids. The record is from RefSeq and is a predicted model, not a curated record. NCBI's taxonomy places the organism in Eukaryota, Viridiplantae, Streptophyta, Magnoliopsida, Solanales, Solanaceae. The transcript has 2 exons.
AAAUUCAGUUGCUUGAUCAAUAUAGAUUCAUGGUGGAUAGGUUCACUAAGGGGAAUAAAGUGGACCUACAAGAAGUUCUGCAUCCCAUGACUCGAACUCGAGACCUCUGGUUAAUAGUGAAAGGGAUUUUGACACCUUUCCACACCCUUUGCUACUACUAUUCAUCGUCUUCCCCAUUUCAUCAACAAUUUGGGGGGCAAGAAACAAAUCACAACAAUUUUCACGAAUUCAUCGAUCAAGCUCAAUAUGAAUCAGAUGAAUUUCGUAUGUUCGUGUACAAAUUAAGAAAAUGCCCAAUACUUCAUAGUCACGAUUGGACGUCUUGCCCAUUUACUCACCAAGGGGAAAAAACACGUCGGCGUGACCCAAGAAAAUACAACUAUUUGCCAAUCCCUUGCCCCGCUUACAAAUUCGCGUCUUGCAUUAAAGGAGAUAAUUGCGAAUUGUGCCACGGAGUGUUUGAGGAAUGGCUACACCCCGCUAAGUACAGGACCCAACUGUGCCAUGCUGGCACGUCGUGUGACAGACAAAUCUGUUUCUUCGCGCACACAUGGAAAGAGCUUCGUCCUGAGACGAAGUACAAUUGGCGCGAUGUUUAUCUCUACCCUUUAGACAUCCAACCAUAUCCGGACAUUUUAAUUGAGAAUGGACCAAAUGGUUAUUGGAUGGUUAUUCCCUGUAAACCUCAGCCGACGCCGACGCCACAUGAUCAGUCCUAUGGUACUACUAUCUCUGGACAUGGAAAUUCGUCGACUCCUCAACAAAUUCAGCACGAAAAUACAUCAACGUUUGAGCUGUUUGUUUCCCCUCCUCCUUUUUCUCAAUCUCAACCAAGAAUCGAUCAGACGAUUCAAAAUGAGAGGGAUUUUUCGCUUUAUUCAGCUAGCCAUGCAAAGUUGUUUGAGGAGCUGAAGAAUCUUGCGAUCGGGACUAGUUCUCAUGAUGAAAAGGGGAAAAGGCCUGUGGAGUUUGAGUCACAGGAUCAAGAAUUUCCAAACAUCAAUUGAGUUUCUGACUUCUUGGUGGAUGAAUUUGAGGGUACAAGUUUGUAAAUAUUAUGUAUAUGAUGUAUGGCAGCAAUUGAAUAUUGAUUAAUUAAUUAGAGAUAAUUUUUAAGAGGAUAGUUAUGUUAACAACUUCUAACACUUUUUUGUCAUUUAUCAUUUCUGCCCUUUGUAUGCAUUUGGCGUUAAUCUUGUUGUUUCAACUUUCAAUUGUUGUUUAUUUGUCAUUUCUGUUUGUAUGUAUUAAUUGGAAGUUCUGUUAAAAUGUAUG